Messenger RNA from Prorocentrum cordatum, 699 nucleotides. Lineage: Eukaryota; Dinophyceae; Prorocentrales; Prorocentraceae. The record is from the annotation of a GenBank genome assembly.
GUCCGCGUUGAGACGCUGAAGGCUUGGCUGAAGCGCCCGAAGAAGUAUUGGGAGACGGGCGUGCACGCGUGGGUGGACAACAAGAGCUGGGUCAUGCCCCUCACUCCGAAGCAGCGCGCCAAGUACAGGCAAACCCUGGUAACUGGACACCUUCGCAAGCCAAGCGAGGGGACGGAGAAGGGCAUGACGAAGCCUCGGCAGAACCAUUCUUUCCUGGGCAUCCCAUCGGUCUGCGUGACAGCGGCGGUUGCCAAGGACCGGGUCAUUCUGUGGCACGCGCAGGACGGCAAGUGGAAUGGGCAGAAGGCCGCAGACACCUACUCUGGGCAACUUCUAAAGGCGCUGCGACGCACCUGGGGGCCCCGCAAAUCUUACACUAUCGUUGAAGACGGGGGCCGGAAGGGCAACCAGAGCCAAAAGGGCAUCGACGCUAAGUCUGCGUGCGGCAUCAAGGCUCUCACGCUCCCGCCGCGGACCCCCUCGGUGAUGCCCCUGGACUUCUCCAUAUGGAAGGCCAUAGAGAAGCGCCUUGUCCAGACGGCGCCCAAGACGACGGAGACCAAGGACGCCUUCCUCCAGCGGCUCAAGAGUUGCGCGCAGAAGUUGCCGAAGAACUACGUGAAGAGCGUGAUUGCGCGAAUGCGCCCAAAUAUGCAGGAUAUCGUCGACGCCGACGGCUACGCCCCGAAGAACGACUGA